CAGGGGAGAGCGCCGUGUGCUAAGUGUGAGCCCAGUAACCGCCUGGUUUCUGUGAAGAUUUCUGUAUUAGACCUUUGUUAUGGCCACGUUUGCAGUCUCCCUUGUUUGCCGCCCUGGCAGGUUUCUAGCUGAUAAAACAAUGAAGCUCAUGUGUUUCCAGCAGAAACCUCGCCAUUCCUGUCCAUUGUCCACUGUUAGCACUAAAAUGAACUGGGCAGCUAUUGAACGAAGCAAGCAGUUCCCAACUUGGGAAAGCUUUGGCAUUUGGUUAGAUGACCCAGUUAUUUUACCACCUAGAAUAUCAGCUCUUCAAUAUAAAGAGAAGAUAGCCAAUGUUGGCUGUGUAUGCCAGAUUGGAAAGAGAAAAGAGAAUGAAGAUCGCUUCAGUGUACUUAAACUUCCAAAUGGAUUAUCAUGUUUUGCUGUCUUUGAUGGGCAUGGAGGGGCUGAUGCUGCUGAAAUUUGUUCCCAAUACAUUGGGCACUAUAUUCAACAAAAUCUAAAAAUAGAAGCAAAUUUGGAAAAUGUCUUGCUACAUUCGUUUCUACAAAUAGAUAGUGACUUCAUACAAAACACUUAUGGUUUGAAGGAAGGUGAACUGUUAACAUCAGGGACAACUGCAACUGUAGGUUUGAUGAAUGAAACAGUGCUUGUAGUCGCCAGUGUUGGAGAUAGUCCAGCGAUUCUUUGUCGUGAAGGGAAAGCUAAACAAUUAACAGAAGAUCACACCCCAAGAAGGAAAGAUGAAAGGAAAAGGAUUAAGGAAUGUGGCGGUUUCAUAGACUGGAAUAGUGCUGGAGAUCCUUAUGUGAAUGGUCGAUUAGCCAUGACUCGUAGCAUUGGGGAUGUGGAUCUCAAACCUUUUGGAGUAACUGCUCAACCAGAAGUUAACACAGUCAAGUUAGAACAUACAAAAGACUGUUUCCUGAUCCUGACCACUGAUGGAGUUAGUGGAAUUAUGGAGGCACAAGAGAUGUGUGACAUUGUGAAAAAAUACCAGGAUCCAUCAGAGGCUGCUGGAGUUGUAAAUGAGCAGGCUCUGCAAUAUGGAACACAAGACAAUGUAACUACCAUGGUUGUGCCACUUGGUGCCUGGGGGAAAUACAGUACUUCACUUGGUCAGACCAGUUUUGGAAGGAUGAUGGUUGCAAGCUCCAGAUGGUACUGAGUGUUCACUGAUAUUGGAAACUACUAUAGACGAAUCCAGAUUACCACCAUUUUUUAUAAAAUAUAUGUUUGUACUUGUGUGUUUUUGGAUUUUUCCUACAUAUGUUGCAACAGAAAUUGAUACUGUGUGUAAUCCACAUCGGUUAUUUUUCUUUGUUAGAUCUGAAUACUGUUGCCAUUCACUUGGCAAUGUCAGCCUUUGACUAUCCAUUCUGACUUUGCCACGGUUGACUUGUAGCUAUAACCCAACAUUCAAGUAAGUGUCCUAACAUCCCUGGUGUUCAUAUGUAUAUUAUACUAUAGCAUUGGACAAGAGGCAAUUGUGAUUUACAUGUAAUGUGUGUAAGCCUGAAAAGCUGGGUGGGGAGCAAGGAAGUGAGUUGAGUAUCAGCACAGACAUGAUGGGUGAAAAGGCUUAUCCUAUGAUGUACAUAAAAAUGGACUAACCGAUCCAUGUCUUCAUUUAUGGUUCAUGUGCAUGUUAUGGACUGGACCAGACUCCAUCCAAAUCUAUUAAGAAGAUAGGAUCUAGGUUAACUCUUAUUUUAAAGGCAAGUUCCUGGCAUCUUGUUCCCAAUAGAAUCCGAUUGGUCAAACUGGAUUUAAGGCAAAACACACUUUAUUCAUCCUCUAUAGUUAAAAUACAAUGAGAGAAGAAAUUGGAAUACUUAACUCUAUUGGGAAAAUUAACAGAAUAAUAAAUUAUUAACUGUUCCAAUAUAGUAACAACCCACAAACACACCUUAAAAGAAAAUUCAGAUACUGUCUCAAAUGCAACUCCAGCAGCAGGAAGAGAACCCACAGCUUUUAGCUGGAUCCAAGAAGAGUGGGGGGAGGAAGUAUCUUCCACUUUUUCAAGAUACUUGAAAACUAAAACUGAAAAUCCUGGUUCUGUGGGAGCUUGACCACACCCAUUCAGGCUGCUUCUGUUGCUCGAUUUGAAAAACCCAAGUCUUCACAAUCUGUUUAUUUUGCAUUUUCAGUAAGCACCUCAGCACCUCUGUUUUCCUCCUUUCUUAAAAACCAGGAUAAAAUAUACCUCUUAAAGUCCGAGUAUCGUCACAUGCACCUCUGUGCCUUUUUCAGUAUCUGAGCCCAUUUUAGUUUUCUUGUACACCUAUUCAGUCUUGUCUUUAAAAUGCAUCUGUACAAUUCCCUUCAUUCCAUUCUUCUGGAUGUUUCUCCUGAUUUCCCUAUUUCAUUCCUUAGUUAUCAUAUAUUGAUUUCUAGUUUCACAAUUCCCUUCACAAAUAUUAUCUUGUGGAUGCUGAAUUAAACGCCAGCUCGCGGACGCCUCCUCCUACUGCCCCCUUGACCAUGACCCCACCUCCCACCACCAAACCAUCAUCUCCCAGACCAUCCAUAACCUCAUCACCUCAGGGGAUCUCCCAUCCACCGCCUCCAACCUCAUAGUGCCACAACCCCGCACCGCCCGUUUCUACCUCCUGCCCAAAAUCCACAAGCCUGACUGCCCCGGCUGACCCAUUGUCUAAGCCAGCUCCUGCCCCACCGAACUCAUCUCCGCAUACCUCGACACGAUUCUAUCUCCCUUAGUCCAAGAACUCCCCACCUACGUUCGGGACACCACCCACGCCCUCCACCACCUCCAUGAUUUUCGCUUCCCCGGUCCCCAAUGCCUUAUCUUCACGAAGGACUCAAAGCCCUCCGCUUCUUCCUUUCCCGCCGUACCAACCACCGACACCCUCCUUCGGCUGACUGAACUGGUCCUCACCCUGAACAACUUCUCUUUCCAAUCCUCCCACUUUCUCCAAACUAAAGGAGUUGCAAUGGGCACCCGCAUGGGCCCCAGCUAUGCCUGUCUCUUCGUAGGAUAUGUGGAACAGUCCAUCUUCCGCAACUAUACUGGUACCACCCCCCACCUUUUCCUCCGCUACAUCGAUGACUGUAUUGGCGUUGCCUCAUGCUCCCACGAGGAGGUUGAACAGUUCAUCCACUUUACCAACACCUUCCACCCCGACCUCAAAUUCACCUGGACCGUCUCAGACUCCUCCCUCCCCUUCCUAGACCUUUCCACUUCUAUCUUGGGCAACCGAAUCAACACAGACAUCCACUAUAAACCGACUGACUCCCACAGCUACCUAGACUACACCUCCUCUCACCCUGCCCCCUGUAAAAACGCCAUCCCAUAUUCCCAAUUCCUUUGUCUCUGCCGCAACUGCUCCCAGGAGGACCAGUUCCAAUACUGUACAGCCCAGAUGGCCUCCUUCUUCAAAGAUCGUAGAUUCCCCCCAGACACGAUCGAUGAUGCCCUCCACCGCAUCUCCUCCAAUUCCCGCUCCUCCACCCUUGAGCUCCGCCCCUCCAACCGCCACCUGGACAGAACCCCACUGGUUCUCACCUACCACCCCACCAACCUCCGUAUACAGCGUAUCAUCUGCCGUCAUUUCCGCCACCUCCAAACGGACCCCACCACCAAGGAUAUAUUUCCCUCCCCUCCCCUAUCAGCGUUCUGAAAAGACCACUCCCUCCGUGACUCCCUUGUCAGGUCCACACCCCCCACCAACCCAACCUCCACUCCUGGUACCUUCCCCUGCAACCACAAGAAAUGCAAAACUUGCGCCCACACCUCCUCCCUUACCUCUCUCCAAGGCCCCAAGGGAUCCUUUCAAAUCCACCACAAAUUCACCUGCUCCUCCACACACAUCAUCUAUUGCAUCCGCUGCACCCGAUGUGGCCUCCUCUAUAUUGGGGAGACAGGCCGCUUACUUGCGGAACGCUUCAGGGAACACCUCUGGGACGCCUGGACCAACCAACCCAACCACCGCUCAACCCAACCAAAGGCUCAACACUUUAACUCUCCCUCCCACUCCACCAAGGACAUGCAGGUCCUUGGACUCCUCCAUCGCCAGACCAUAGCAACAUCACAGUUGGAGGAAGAGUGCCUCAUCUUCCGCCUGGGACCCUCCAACCACAAGGGAUGAACUCGGAUUUCUCCAGUUUCCUCAUUUCCCCUCCCCCCACCUUGUCUCAGUCGAUUCCCCCGAAUUCAGCACCGCCUUCCUAACCUGCAAUCUUCUUCCUGACCUCUCAGCCCCCACCCCAUUCCGGCCUAUCACCCUCACCUUGACCUCCUUCCACCUAUCACAUCUCCAUCGCCCCUCCCCCCAAGUCCCUCCUCCCUAUCUUUUAGCUUAGUCUGCUGGACACACUUUCCUCAUUCCUGAUGAAGGGCUUAUGCCCGAAACGUCGAAUUUCCUGUUCCUUGGAUGCUGCCUGACCUGCUGCGCUUUAACCAGCAACACAUUUCCAGCGAUGCUGAAUUAAAACCUUUCAACUUUUUUAUUUUGGGGUCAACACCAACCUUCUGUCUUUUUAAUCUAUUAUUUAAGCACUUGGGACUGAAAUUGUAUUUGCUGGAUUCUGGACUGAGGCCAUCCUGCAUGUGUGAUGUUUGGUCACACAAAUCUGAUCAUAACUGAAAUUGACAGAUUGUCCACAAUUUUCAGAUUAUCUACUUAUCAAAUGUUUAAGUUUGUAAGUCUGAAUGCUCAACAGACUGACUUGUUCAAAUGUCCUUCCUGAUGAAGUGCUUUUGCCCAAAACGUUGAUUUUCCUGCUGCUCAGAUGCUGCCUGAUUUGCUGUGCUUUUUCCAGCACCACACUCUUGACUCUAAUCUCCAGCAUCUGCAGUACUCGCUUUUGCCAAAUGUCCUUCCUCCUGAGCAAAGGUUGUGAAUGAAUCCAUCUGAAUUUGAUACAGCUGCUGCAAUCCUGUAUGGAGUUAUCAUGUAAUCACUGAGCUCAAUAAAACGCAGCCUUUUCAAUUUUACUCUGUUCCAGUUCUUUCCAAUGUAAAAGGCAACUGUAGUUAUGGUGCUAAAGUGUGGUACCCCAUUUAUCCAUUAAAAUUAAUCUGCCAAUUGUAUGUCCAUUCUGAAAGUUAAUAUUAUUUUGUAACUUGUUGCAAUCCUCCUCAUUAUUAACCAUUUCCUCCCACUCUACACUGUCAUCCUACAAAUUCAAAUUGAUUCCAAAGUCCAUAUUGUAAAUCAUGAACAGAACUGGUCUCGUUGCUGAUGCUGGUGAAGUACUACUUCCUAUUUUCUGCCAAACUGAAUAGUUACCAUUUUACUUCUACUGUCAUCAAGACAGUACAACCAGCAAACCAUUGUCAAUUGACUUCACAUUUUGAUUUUGAGAGCACAAUUAGUAUUUUGACCAUUAUCUACUUAUGAUUUCUAAAGGGGAUGCCUAUUUAUUCUACAAUUAAUAUUAAAGGCUCACCAGUCGAAAGUUUCAACUUGCUCUGAAGAAUAGAUAUCGCAGUAGUUAUGUAUUAGCCUUCUGCAACUUUCUGUUAAAUGCAUGUACAGGGAUUACUAUCUCAGUUUUAAAAAUGCAUGGAUGUAAUCAUCUUCCAUCUCCAUCUGUCUUUAACUCCUAUACUUAAACUUAGAAACCAGAAGCAGGAAUUGGCCAUUCAAUCCUUCAAGCCUGUUCUGCCAUUCAACUUGAUAAGACCAAAAUAGAUAGGAGCAGAAAUUACACCAUUCCGUCCAUUGAGUCUGUUUCACCAUUCAGCCCUGAAAAAGGGUUACACCUGAAAUAUCAACAUCUCCACCUCCUGAUGCUGUGGCUUGCUGUGUCCUUUCAGCCCCCUGCUUAUCUACCUUGGAUUCCACCAUCUGCAGUUUUUGUCUCUCCCAACAUCCAAUCCUUUUGCCACUUUCUCCCUGUAGUCUUUGAUCCCUUUGACAGUCAAGAACUUAUCUAUCUCUGUUUUAAAUAUACUCAAUGACCUGACCUCCACUGCCUUCUGUGGCAACCAAUUCCACAGAUUCACCACUCUUUGGCUAAAGAAGUUUCUCCUCAUCUCUGUUUUAAAUGGUUUUCCCUUUACUCUAAGGCUGUGCCCUCCGGUCGUCAUCUCUCCUGCCAAUGGCAACAUCUUCCCAAUGUCCUCUCUGUCCAGACUGUUCAGUAAGUUUCAGUCAGAUCUCCCUCAUCCUCCUUACCUCCAUAGAGUAUAGUCCCAGAGUCCUCAAAUGUUCUUCAUACGUAAAGCUUUUCAUUCCUGGGAUCAAUUUUAUGAACCCCCCCUGGACCCACACUGUGAUAUGGGGUCCUCUAUCUCAAUGACUUGCCUGCCUUUUUCUGAAUGUCCUUUGAUACUGCCUGAAAGCAAUAUACUUUCCUUGGCCUGAGAACCAUUUAAGUCUAAUUGUUUGCCAAUAUGUUGUCCAUUUGAUUUUUUUUUUGGCCCCUAAAGCUGUCACCAGUCUGUUACUUAGUUUUCUUCAUGUUUUAAAUAAAUACCCUGUAUUGUAAUAAUUGUGGUCUCUAUCCCCUUUAAUGUUAGCCAUGCUUGGUUACUUCCCUGUUACUAGAUCCAAUAGCAAAGUUUCCCUUGUUAGACUUGCAGAUUAAAGGUUAAAUUCAUUAACUAUAGUCCUCCUAGACCAUGGGACGACUACACUAUCUGUGGUGGUAUAACCUGAGGGUCACCACCUCUUUGAGGAAGAGAAAGUGUGACUUGCAUGGUAACCUCAGCCAGUGGGGGAAUUGAACAUCACUCUGCAUCACAAACCAGCCAUCUAGCAAACUGAGCUAACAAAUCUGACUUUUGUAAAAAACAUUGUUCCAUUAUCCCCUCUAACUACCACUUCUGGCCAAUUUAAUAUCAGGAUGUUUGAAAACACCCAUGAUUGAACUUUAAAAAUCCAUAAUUUAUUUGCAUAUUUCUUCCAUCUCCUGUCCAGUAUUGUGGUCUGUAGAAUACAAUUAUUUGACUGAUUUUUGUUAUAUUAACUUUAUCUAGUUACUUUUGCUGAUGGCCAUAUUACACUUAUGUACCCUUUCCCUGCUCUGUAUCCUACAGUGUCUAAUUCCCCCAAUGCUGGUUGUCUUAAAAAAAAGCAUGACUAUGUAUUAUUCAAACACUGUAUCCAGUUCUGUUUUGAAGUGUACAAAAUUUAUACUUUAGUCACCUUGUUACACCAUCACAAUUCUAUCUAUCUCCUCUUCUAAGUCGUGUAGAAAUGAUUAAACUAUUGCCUUGUUUUCAAGUCCCAUUUUAUAUAGGGCAGGUUUAUUUUUUGUACAUCCUUCUACCUUUUUUAGAAAGGUAAAAUUCCAAUACUCACGUCUAAAUUGUGCUUCUCUUCUGCUGAUUUGAAGUAUAGCAUCUCACUAACUCGCUAAUUUGAAACAUCUGAAUGGCAUGAAGAUGCUGUAUUUGUGACAAGUAAUUUUCCGUACCCAUUCCAACUGGCUUAAUUUUAAUAUGAAUGCAAAAAACCCUUUAGCACUGCAUGUACUUAAUUAUCAAUUGUAGAUUAUCAUUUCUUUAAUCAGACAUAAUUAACUUGACCCUUUGUUACUGGGUAUAGCUCUUUUUGUUUUCCCUCACUGAACUGUGGAGCUUCCUUUCCUGAAUUUUCUCUUGUUCUAACCUCUCAAGGUGACUUUACAAUCUUUGUGCCUCUAUUGGUUGUCUGUCUGCCUUGUACCUUGAUCCGAACUGGUAACCUGUUUUCAUGUGUGAUUGGAGUGGUUACGUUUAGCCUAUUAGAUGCCCUGCAGUUAUUUUGACCCAAGGUAAAUUAUAGGUAUGUACUUUGUUUCAGAAGGUUAUUGUUGAGACUUCACUAAAUUGGUAUUGUGUGUAUUCAGAAUAUUUAAUUGUAAAGCUGUUCAGAAUCUAUCCAACCGUGUAAUAUCCCCUUGCCACUUGUGUUCUUGUAAAGUGGCUCUGUGGAUGAAUCAGAUAAGGAAUUAACAUUUGUCUGUCAGAUGUUUUAAAGAGUACAUUUUUCAUGGUUUCUCCUGCUCCAGUGCUAAAACAGGAUUUUUUGGUAAACUCCAAUACUGUACCAAGUUUGUUUUCUACCUUUCAGAUUAUUGUUUUGUUGACUGACCUAUCUUAUUUGUGACUUUAAGAAAACUCCAUAUUGGGCUGCUUGUAGUACUGCUCUAAUUGUUUGUUUGUUUGUUUGAUUUGAAUUAAUGCUCUAGUAAAGGCUAAUCAGUAGCUGAAUUUUUCUCACCUUCAAACGCAAGACUUCUCCUUCAAUCCCAUUGUAUCAAAUUGAGAGAGCCUCCAAAGUAUAGCCACUAUAUUGAACCGCAGAAUGCAUUCUGUGUGCAAAAUAACAAUUACUUUUUUGAAUGAUAAAGUUCCAUUAAUGCUCAUUUCCAAAAUUUUGGCUGUGUAGCUGAGGAGCAUGAGAAAUCAGAGGAAAUCCCUGCCCUCCUCCAUGGCAAAAUUGAUUAGUCUGUGUAUUAACACAUUAAUGCAGUAUUGAUCUUGUUUGUUUCAGUUUAACUGUAUUUUGAGUUGUGUCCUUCAACAUAUUGCAUUUUUCAAUCCAAAUUGUUUAAAAAUGUUUGUCUUUGUACAACCUCUUAUCCUCCUCAGUUAGCCUAACUGAUGUUUGACUGAACUUUAGUGUAUGAAAUUGUCUUCUAAAAGUCUACUUCAAAUUUUGUGCAAUGUAAUUACACGUGUAACAUACAAGCUGCGAAUGCAAACGGAUCACUCCCACUGUCUAAAACCCAUUUGUUCAAUUAAAUAUUUUUCAAAUGUUUAACUGUAUUCAGUUUCACCAAGUAAAUGAAUAAAUUAAAUUAUUUUAGCAAA
This is a messenger RNA of Hemiscyllium ocellatum (epaulette shark), 8767 nucleotides long. RefSeq names its product protein phosphatase 1K, mitochondrial-like. Gene Ontology annotation, molecular function: protein serine/threonine phosphatase activity. Lineage: Eukaryota; Metazoa; Chordata; Chondrichthyes; Orectolobiformes; Hemiscylliidae. Bases 80 to 1168 code for a protein of 362 amino acids. The record is from RefSeq and is a predicted model, not a curated record. The transcript has 7 exons. Gene Ontology annotation, biological process: protein dephosphorylation.